GGGUAGUCUUGCAGUUUAGCCCUGAGUGAUUCUGUGAAAUUGGAGGAGUGAUUCUUGCUGCUGUUCUUAAGGGAUUGCUGUUGUUAGGGAAGGGGGAAAAAAAAAGCAGAUUUGGCCGUGUGUGUGCAUGUGUGAGCAGAUGCAGAGUGCGUUUGACUGAGGAAUCUGACUACUGGGAUGCACUGAAAGAAGAGAGACGCACACAGACAGAAAGAGAGACAGAGAGAAGAGGAAGCAAGAAUAGGAUUGAAGUGCAGAACAGCUGUUCCCUAAUACUCAGUUCUUUUGGGUGCCUCAAUACAUGUGAACAUGGAUUCUGUCACUGAAAUCAUCUUCAAACUGCUGUUUCUGUUAUUGGUUCAGAACUGGAACACAAUAGUGUCAGGAAAUAAAUAUAAUUGUGAUGAUCAGCUGGUGUCUGCCUUGCCUCAGUCUUCAUUCAGUAGUUCAUCAGAGCUGUCUAACAGUCAUAGUCCUGGCUUUGCAAGGCUUAAUCGAAGAGAUGGAGCUGGAGGUUGGUCUCCUCUUGUGUCCAACAAAUAUCAGUGGCUCCAGAUUGAUCUCGGUGAGAGAACUGAGAUCACUGCGGUUGCUACCCAAGGUGGAUAUGGGAGUUCGGACUGGGUUACCAGCUACCUCCUGAUGUUCAGUGACAGUGGAAGGAACUGGAAACAGUAUCACCAAGAAGAAAUCAUUUGGGCUUUUUCAGGAAAUACAAAUGCAGACAGUGUUGUGUACUAUAAACUUCAACAUUCCAUCAAAGCAAGAUUUCUCCGUUUUGUCCCUUUGGACUGGAAUCCCAAUGGUAGAAUUGGAAUGCGUAUAGAGGUUUACGGCUGUACAUAUAGGUCUGAGGUGGCUGAUUUUGAUGGGAAAAGUUGCCUGAUCUACAGAUUCAAUCAAAAAUCUAUGAGUGCACUCAAAGAUGUCAUUUCUCUGAAGUUUAAAACAAUGCAAAGCUAUGGGAUUCUACUGCACAGAGAAGGACAGAAUGGAGAUCACAUUACACUGGAAUUAGUGAAAGGAAAACUUUCUUUAUUCAUUCAUUUAGGUGAUGGUAAAAUUCAUUCUGCUAAUGACCAAAUUAAUAUUACUCUGGGCAGCCUUUUGGAUGAUCAGCACUGGCAUUCUGUCCUUAUUGAACACUUUAACAAUCAAAUAAACUUUACAGUGGAUAAACACAGCCAUCAUUUUCAUGCAAAAGGGGAAUUCAAUUAUUUGGACCUUGAUUAUGAGCUCAGCUUUGGAGGGAUCCCAGCGCCUGGAAAAUCAGGGACAUUAUCACGCAAGAACUUUCACGGGUGUUUUGAAAACCUUUAUUACAAUGGAGUAAACAUUAUUGAUUUGGCCAAGAGACAUAAACCUCAGAUCUACAUUAUGGGCAACAUGUCCUUUUCUUGUUCAGAGACACAGAUGGUUCCUGUUACUUUUCUGAGUGCCAGUAGCUAUCUAGCAUUGCCUGACACAUCUGGGCAAGAUGAAGUAUACGUCAGUUUUCAGUUUCGCACCUGGAACAAGGAGGGACUUUUGUUGUCCAGUAAACUACACCAGAAUUCAGGUGGUCUCCUCCUUUAUCUGAGCGAUGGGAAAGUUAAAAUGAGCUUCUAUAAACCAGGGAAAAUACAAAGUGACAUCACUGCAGGUGUUGGAUUAAAUAAUGGCCAGUGGCAUUCAGUUUCUUUGUCUGCCAAAAGAAGUCGUAUGAGCCUAACAGUGGACAAUGAUGUAACCUCAUCCACUCAUGCUGCUGUACCUACCCAUAUCUAUUCAGGUGGCACCUACUAUUUUGGAGGGUGUCCUAAUAAUGGCAACAGCUCUGAAUGUAAAAAUCCAUUUGCUGGUUUUCAAGGAUGUAUGAGGCUUAUUACCAUUGGUAGCAAAGCAGUAGAUCUGAUUUCAGUACAGCAAAAUUCCCUUGAUAACUUUAGUAAUCUUCAAAUAGACUUGUGUGGUAUCAUAGACAGAUGUUUGCCUAAUUAUUGUGAGCAUGGUGGUGAAUGCACACAGUCCUGGAACAGCUUCUUCUGCAACUGCACUAACACAGGUUACAUGGGAGCUACUUGCCAUUACUCCAUCUAUGAGCAAUCAUGUGAAGCCUAUAAGCACACAGGGAACACGUCAGGCUUUUACUAUAUCGACUCAGAUGGAAGUGGCCCGUUGGGACCAUUUCUAGUAUACUGCAAUAUGACAGAUACAACUUGGACAAUUAUACAGCACAACAAUACCAACCUGACCAGAGUCAAAAGUGCUAAUCGAGAGAACCCACAUACCGUGUUCUUCAAGUACACUGCAACCCUAGAACAGCUUCAGGCUACAAUUAACUAUGCAGAACAGUGUGAACAGGAGCUUGCUUACCACUGCAAAAAAUCAAGGCUUUUAAAUAAGCGAGAUGGGAUGCCAUUGAGCUGGUGGGUUGGAAGAACCAAUGAAACACAGACUUACUGGGGAGGAUCUUUGCCUGAUGUUCAAAAGUGUGCUUGUGGAUUAGAGGGGAACUGCAUUGAUUCUCAGCAUUACUGCAACUGCAAUGCCGACAGAAAUGAAUGGACUAAUGAUACUGGAUUCCUCUCUUAUAAAGACCAUCUACCAGUAACUGAAAUUGUUAUCACGGAUACAGACCGACCAAAUUCUGAAGCAGCUUACAAGCUUGGGCCUUUGCUUUGUCGAGGUGACAGGACCUUUUGGAAUUCAGCCUCCUUCAAUACUGAGACCUCAUAUCUUCAUUUCCCUACUUUCCAUGGAGAACUCAGCGCAGAUGUGUCUUUUUUCUUUAAGACUACAGCUUCCUCUGGUUUGUUUUUAGAGAACCUGGGAAUUAAAGACUUCAUAAGGAUAGAGCUGCAUUCUCCAUCUGCAGUGACAUUUUCAUUCGAUGUGGGAAAUGGACCAUUUGAAGUUACAGUGCAAUCACCCACUCCCUUAAAUGACAACCAGUGGCAUUAUGUGAAGGCUGAAAGAAACGUCAAAGAAGCAUUGCUACAAGUGGAUCAGCUACCCCAAAGGGCUCUGACUGCACCAUCUGAUGGGCAUAUCCGUUUGCAGCUGAACAGUCAGCUAUUUGUAGGUGGUACAGCAUCCAGACAGAAAGGAUUCCUGGGAUGUAUUCGUUCUUUGCGGUUAAACGGAGGAGCCCUUGACCUGGAAGAGAGAGCAAAAAUAACCCCAGGAGUAGAACCAGGUUGUCCUGGACAUUGUAGCAGCUACGGUAACCUGUGUCACAAUGGAGGAAAAUGUAGAGAGAAAUACAAUGGAUUCUCUUGUGACUGCACUUUCUCUGCUUACACUGGGCCAUUUUGUAAGAAAGAGAUCUCUGCUUAUUUUGGAGCUGACACCUCAGUAGUGUACAAUUUUCAAGAGUAUUAUACCUUAGCUAAAAAUUCCAGUUCUCACGCUUCUUCUUUCUACGCUGACAUGACUCUGACCAGGGAACUGAUCACAUUUACCUUUCGGACAACACGGACUCCAAGCUUACUGCUGUAUGUGAGCUCCUUCUACAAGGAGUAUCUCUCAGUUGUUCUUGCCAAAAAUGGAAGUUUACAGAUCAGGUACAAGCUAGACAGUCAUCAAGAUCCUGAUGUCUUUAGCAUCAACUUCAAAAGCCUGGCUGAUGGGAUGCUUCACCAUGUCAAGAUUAACAGGGAAGAGGAAGUGCUCUUUGUAGAGAUUAACCAGAAUGAAAGGAUGCAAUUCAUUCUGUCUUCAGGUACAGAAUUCAAUGCAAUCAAAUCCCUUGUGCUUGGCAAGAUUUUAGAAAUUAAUGAUGUAGACCAGGAAACUAUGAAGGCAAACUCUCAGGGGUUUACUGGAUGCCUCUCGUCAGUGCAGUUCAACCACUUUGCUCCUUUGAAAGCUGCAUUGCAUCAUACCAGCUCAACACCAGUCAUUGUAAAAGGACGCUUCACUGAAUCUAACUGCGGUACUUUAACUGGAGCUGACUCAACAUCAAGUGAAACAACCCAUUCAUUUGCAGAUCAUUCUGGACCAAUAGACGAGGGUGAGCCCUUAGCUAAUGCAAUCCGAAGUGACUCUGCAAUUAUCGGAGGUGUGAUAGCAGUUGCAAUAUUCAUUCUGCUUUGCAUCACUGCCAUAGCUGUACGCAUUUAUAAAAAGAAAAGCAUAUAUAAAAAAAAUGAGGCAAAAGGAUCAGAAAAUGAGGACAGUGCUGAGACUGCCCUGAAAUGUGAGCUCAGCAUGCAAAGUACAGUCAACGAAAAUCAAAAGGAAUACUUCUUCUGAUUGGCAUUUCUGAUUUAAUUUGAUAUACUAAGGUGACAGUCUGACUUUCUUGCUAAACCAGGGGCUCUCGAUGGACAAAAAAAGCUCUUGCACUCCAAGUAAAUGCAAUGGAUUUGAGACCUAUUAUACUGCAUAUGUUUAGUCUCAGUGAUUGCUAUAGGAGGCCUCUUUAAAUGACAUGCAUUCCUUAGCUAUUAUACCGUAAAUGCAUUUUAUGUAACAGUGAAUUAGAUAUUGUAACCAAUUUCAUUGUUGGUAGUUUCCGACUGUUCUGAUGUGACCUUCUACAACUGAAUCUUAACGUGAAUACUGAAUAUGGUUUUUAAGUAGGAGAAUUGUCAUGAAGCUAUUGCCCCCCAUCCUUCUCUUUAAAAUCUGUGAUUCAGGCAUUUUGUUCAAGGUUAAAAUUGGACUGCAAUGUUUACUUGAGAAGCUCUGCUAUGUUGCUUUAUAGUGAUCCUCGGUGACUUCCUGAUAAAGAAAUUCCUUUUUAACUAUUUUUGGCCAGUAUCCACUUCUGCUUGUGAGCUGUCAAGCCAGAUACCCAAAACUAAACUGAACGGUUGGUCAUAUGAAAUGUCAAAUGUUGUCAUUAAUGGAUCAUUUUCUAACCUGGCUAUGAAGAGUGGGAUAAUUUGAUUUGUUUGGCCCUUUUUAUUCACUUGGACAUAUUGGCAAGCUUCAACUACUGAACUGAAUUUCUAAAUUUGCAGUUCUAUCAGGGUAUAGGCUGAAGUGUGAACAAAGUAUGCCAGUAAAUUUAUAUGUUACGUUUGGCUGUGGGUUGCAGGAUGUUAUCACAUUAUUUACAUAAGAAAAUGCCCUCUGUCUAUUAAACCAUCCCUGCCCAAGGCAAGCUACUUAUUUGAAAAGAUGAAUCAUUUGCUUAUUGAUUAUCAUUACCAGGGCUCAACAAAUCUCUGAAUCUACUCGCCCGUGGAGAGUAGAUUUCAGCUGGUCGCCUGCUCACCAGCGGUGCGCGCAUGCGCAAUGCAGGUCUUGUGCACGCGCAGUGUAGGGCUGACGAGUAGGUUUCACUUCUGUUUGUCAAGCCCUGAUCAUUACCAAUAACAGCAGCAAAAGUAGUAGUAGUAGGCAGGUAAAUUUUGAAAAUUGGAAACUUAUCAAUGCUGCCUAUAUGUAAUUGUCUCCUUUCACUAUAAAAGGUAUGCUGUUUGAAAGCAGCAGCAAAAGUAGUAGUAGUAGGCAGGUAAAUUUUGAAAAUUGGAAACUUAUCAAUGCUGCCUAUAUGUAAUUGUCUCCUUUCACUAUAAAAUGCAUGCUGUUUGAAAGCAGCAGAUAUAUGAUCUUCCACAAGUCCCAAGAUUAAUUUGUAUAAAACAAAGGAAAUCAGUUUCUCUUUUUGAUCCUGGUAAGAUAAGACAAAUGAAAAAUAUCACACUUCCUGAUACUCUAAUUCUCUUGCACUGCACCCCAUAGUAAUUCCACCACAGUAAAAUAUUACAGUGAAUUAUAAUAAUUUUCCUUUUAAGCCAAACAUACAGACUUGUUAGGCCAAAAUUUUGAGUCUGGCCUCUAAACCUGAGCCAUUCGGGGACAUGAGCUUUUCUGGAGUUAAGCUUUGUAUUCCUAAAACUUAAGAAAUGAUAUUUUCAUUAUUAUAUCCAUCUGAGAAGAUAGGAAUGGUGUUUUAGAAAUUACUCAGUGCUGGCCUGAUUCUUCUUUCAUUGAACCCCUGGUGGUACCCCGGAUUCAAUAAGAAUAGAAGGUAGGUCUACACUGCAGAAUUUUUUUCAGAAAAAUGGCUGUUUUCUGAAAAACUUCACUUGAGUCCACACU
Molecule: messenger RNA, 6036 nt
Organism: Pelodiscus sinensis (Chinese soft-shelled turtle)
Lineage: Eukaryota; Metazoa; Chordata; Testudines; Trionychidae
Source: RefSeq, a predicted model, not a curated record